AUGUCAAUGCCAGGAGAUUCGUCGGGUUAUCCGUUUGAAGGGGCGGCGGCCUGCUUAGCUGUGGCUCCAAGGACAAUCAAGUUGUUGUCUACGAUAAGAGAUGGGGCUCGUCUAUUUGGGUCAAGAGAUUCGAGCCAUCCUCUGCUGGAGCCCCGGCUCCAGGUUGAGCUGAAUAUUCCGGUUGACUGGCUUGUGGAGGAGUUGCGCCUUGACUGCCGGGCGAAGGAAGAGGGAGGGGAAGGGCAAAGGGGAGAAGAAGGGGAAAGGGAGGAGAGGGUGGCGGGAGGUGGCAUUGGAGGAGGUGCUGGUGGAGGAGCCGAUGGUGGUGCUGGAGUUGGAGGAGGUGCAGGUAGUGGUGGUAGUGCUGGUGGUGGCGUUGGAGGAGAUGCUGGUGGAGGAGCAGGUGGUGGUGUAGGAGGUGGGGCUGGUGGUGGAGUUGGGGGUGGAGCAGGCGGGAGAGUAGGAGGAGGGGGUGAUAGGAGGCUGCGUUGCGUUGUUGCUGCGUCUGCGUUGUUGCUGGGAUGA
This is a messenger RNA of Coffea arabica (coffee), 525 nucleotides long. NCBI's taxonomy places the organism in Eukaryota, Viridiplantae, Streptophyta, Magnoliopsida, Gentianales, Rubiaceae. The record is from RefSeq and is a predicted model, not a curated record.